Messenger RNA from Colius striatus (speckled mousebird), 8448 nucleotides. It is a transcript of the gene OSBPL3, whose product is annotated as oxysterol binding protein like 3. Gene Ontology annotation, molecular function: cholesterol binding. NCBI's taxonomy places the organism in Eukaryota, Metazoa, Chordata, Aves, Coliiformes, Coliidae. The record is from RefSeq and is a predicted model, not a curated record. The coding region runs from base 399 to 3068 and encodes 889 amino acids. Gene Ontology annotation, cellular component: plasma membrane; intracellular membrane-bounded organelle; perinuclear endoplasmic reticulum. The transcript is spliced from 24 exons.
UGCUCUUUACGCUUGCGGUUGCCGUUCCCGCCCGGCUCCUUCCUCUCUUCUUCCUGCUGGCUGCGGGGCGCCGCUGCCCGGGGCUAUGGCGGGGGCCUCUGGCAGACGGUAGCUCGGCCGGCGGCAGAUCCAACACCAGACUCAAGAGCUUGACACAUCUUGCCUAAUGGAAUUGCUCAGACUUGCACUGCUGUAAAAGAAGAGAUUUGGAUUCUUCAUAGUUGGCACUGAAUUGACCCACUUUUACUGAAUUUCCAUGGAAUGCAGAUCAUGCCACUGGCCUGCAUUUGGGAAAAGGAUGAGUUCUGUGUUUCCCUCAGGAGUCUUCAAACACAUUUUCUAAAUUACCUUUUAGUCAUCUUCUAAGUGAGCUUAUGUGAAACAAAUGGUAUUGCAUCAUGAGUGAGGAAAAAAGCUUUGGCGUAUCUCAGAAAAUGUUGUCUCCUUCAAGAAGUACUAGCAGCUGCUCCUCCAAGCAGGGCAGUCGACAGCAGGACAGCUGGGAAAUCAUAGAAGGACUCCGGGGAGCAAUGAAUUAUACCCAGGAGCCACAGAAACAGGAGGGAUGCUUGCUGAAAAAGAGGAAAUGGCCUUUGAAGGGUUGGCACAAGAGAUACUUCUUUUUGGACAGAGGGAUUUUGAAGUAUUCUAAAUGCCAAGCUGAUAUAGAGAGAGGGAAGCUUCAUGGCUGUAUUGAUGUUGGACUUUCUGUCAUGUCUGUAAAGAAAUCAACAAAAUGUAUAGAUUUGGAUACAGAGGAGCAGAUAUAUCAUCUGAAGGUGAAAUCUCAGGAGCUGUUCGAUGAAUGGGUAGCAAAACUUCGUCAUCACAGAAUGUACCGUCAGAAUGAAAUCUCCAUGUUUCCUCAUGAUGUCAGUAAUCUUUUCUUCCCUGUAUCUACUACUACGGACCCUGUCCCUGGUUUCUGUGAUCCUACUCCAGGUAGAAAGGCAGGCAGCUUGACCAAACAGAAUUCGUUGUCAGCUGGAGGUAACUUGUCAUUUUCCUUUUCGAGUAAUGAGUCCAGAAUUUCAUCUUGGCUACAGUCUUCUGAAGACAUGGAAAAAUGCUCAAGAGACCUCUCCAACUGUCACACAUAUUUACUGGAGAUGAACCAACUGUUACAGAGCAUGGAUGUUCUUCACAGGACAUAUUCAGCGCCUGCUAUAAAUGCUAUGCAGGUUGGUCCUUUUGAAAGCCCAAAGAAGGAAAAGAGAACACACAGGAGAUGGCGAUCCAGAGUUGUUGGGAAGGAGACGAAAGCAGUGUUACAGGUGCCUUCGGUAUUUUCUGCCCCUAUGAGACUGCAUGCUUCCAAUCCCAACUUAUCUACAAUAGAUUUUGUAGAGGAUAAAAAUUACUCUGAUGGCUCUGAAACAUCAUCAGAAUUUACUAAAAUGCAGGAGGACUUAUUUCACGUUGCACAUAAAGUUUACUUCACCUUGAGGUCAGCUUUCAGCACCAUAUCUACAGAGAGAGAAAAGCUGAAGCAGAUGCUGGAGCAUGAUGCGUCCUCAUCUCCAUCUGCACAAAUAGUUGGCUUGAAGAAUGCCUUAACAUCUGCAAUAGCACAAAACACAGAUCUUAAAGACCGGUUACGCAGAAUACAUGCCGAAUCUAUGAUCCUUGAUUCAGCAUCUAAUGCAAAAUCAAGUCCAGAUUUGGUGAAGGAAAAUUCAAGAGAAGAAAGCAGAGGUCUGGUUCACCAGGUCUCCAAUGAAAGCAGACUGUCCAUAGCUGACUCCCUCACAGAAUUUUUUGAUGCACAGGAAGUCCUAUUGUCUGCUAGCUCUUCAGAAAAUGAGGUAUCAGAUGAUGACUCAUAUGUAAGUGAUAUCAGUGAUAAUGUCUCGGAAGAUAAUUUAAGCAAUGAUAUGGAGAAUGAAAGACAAACUUUAGACUGUAUUUCUGAAAGUGGAGUUGAAUGCAAUUCUAAACGGAGAACAUGUUUGCCAGCUCCAUGUCCUAAUACGAGUAACAUCAGCCUAUGGAACAUCCUGAGAAAUAACAUAGGAAAGGAUCUCUCCAAAGUGGCCAUGCCUGUUGAAUUAAAUGAGCCACUUAACACCCUUCAGCGUCUCUGCGAGGAGCUGGAGUACAGCGAGCUGCUGGAUACAGCAGCGAGUACACCAAAUCCAUUUGAACGGAUGGUGUAUAUAGCUGCUUUUGCAGUCUCUGCAUAUGCAUCCAGUUACUACCGAGCUGGAAGUAAGCCAUUUAAUCCUGUGCUUGGAGAAACCUAUGAAUGUAUUCGUGAAGAUAAGGGUUUCCAGUUCUUUGCAGAACAGGUCAGCCAUCAUCCACCUAUUUCUGCAUGCCAUGCUGAAUCUGUGAAUUUUGCUUUUUGGCAAGAUGUAAGAUGGAAAAACAAAUUCUGGGGCAAGUCCAUGGAAAUUGUUCCAGUUGGUACAACACAUGUAACUCUUCCAGCUUUUAAAGACCAUUUUACAUGGAACAAGGUAACAUCUUGCAUCCAUAACAUCUUAAGUGGGCAAAGAUGGAUUGAACACUAUGGAGAGAUCAUCAUCAAAAAUCUUAAUGAUGACACUUGCCACUGCAAACUGACUUUCAUAAAGGCAAAGUAUUGGAGUCCCAAUGCACAUGAGAUUGAAGGCAGUGUCAUGGAUAAAGCUGGGAAAGUUGUGCAUCGACUCUUUGGGAAGUGGCACGAAAGUUUAUACUGUGGGACAACUUCAUCUUCAAACUGUAUAUGGAGAGCAAAUCCAAUGCCUAAAGAUUAUGAACAGUGGUAUGGAUUUACUCAAUUUGCACUGGAGUUAAAUGAACUAGACCUGCAAACUAGGUCAUUUCUCCCAGCUACUGAUACACGCUUUAGGCCAGACCAAAGGUUUCUAGAAGAAGGAAAUAUUGAAGCAGCUGAAAUGCAAAAGCAGAGGAUUGAGCAGCUGCAGAGAGAGAGACGGAAGGUGCUGGAAGAAAACAAUCUAGAGCAUCAGCCUAGAUUUUUCAGGAAAUCCAACGAUGACUCCUGGGUGAGCAAUGGAACCUACAUGGACCUUAGAAGGGAACCUGGCUUUUCCAAACUGGACAAUCCUGUCCUAUGGUGAAAGAGGAGCCGAGUGAAGAUACUCUAUGCUGUAUUCUUGGAAAUGGUUUAAAAGAAAUAUAUAUAAAUUAUAUCUAUAUACACACACACACAUAUAAUAUAUGUGUGGGGUAUGUGUGCAAGUGUGCAUAUCUCCAGAAUUGUGCUUAAUUUGGAAUCUGAUUAUUCAUUUGUUUCAUUUACUCUGACUAUUGCAGUGAUUGUUUGAAUGUAUAAAUGCCCUAACUUCUUUUUAUAAAAUAUUUAAUAAAUAGUACUGAAUGUUAACAGUGAGAGGGGAAAAGAGGAGCUUUUACACUACUUUUCCAACAUGUAAUAAUGUCAGUUCCGAGUUAACAUAUGCCUUAUUGAAUUGCAUUGGAGACAGUAGCAUCAGCAUCUCCUAGCUGUGCUGAGAAAACAGAGUGCAAGCCUUAGUAACUUAGGCUUCCACAGUUGAGCUGUCUCUGGGCUGGUAUAAAUUGCUAGAAGGGAUUAUCAGCUGGUGCUGGAAUCUAAGUGUGAUCUUUUGCUGCCUGUAGAAAAGAUUUAGGUAAGCUUUCCUUUCUAAUAGCUUUGUUCUUAGCAUUAUGGAAGAGGUAGUUCUGAGCUUACAUUAGUGGUUCUACCGCCUUAUACAUAAACUGUACUCUGCUAAACGUAGUGCUAGAAAUUCAGGAACUGCCAAAAUUUUCCACUGGGAAAGAUUUCCACUUCAGAUUUAUAGCCUCCAACAGGGCAAGAGGGAGGAGAUCCUUUGUAUAUACUGCUUGAGCACUGACUAGAUGAAGAAGCUCUCUCUUUUUCCAGCAAGUAAAAUCUAUACAGAGCACGAAAUCCUGUGCUUCCAUAGCUUUCUUUGUUUUUAUUAAGCUAAAAAUGGCAACAGUCUUUUUAAAAAGUAAACAAACUGAUUGUUUUAAGCUAGAAUUUUUUUCUUAGUAUUUUGAUAUUUUCUACCUCUUAAGAAAUAAACAACAUAUUUAAGAUCUUAUAUUUAAAAAAUGACCAUCUGCCUUAUGGACAAGUGUAUGGAGUCCUUGAUCAUCUUCUGUUUGUUUGCUAUGUUCAGAUAAGUAUUCGUCUCUUGCACUAAAUCAAUUGCAUCCCUUCCUGGUAAUUUUAUGCACGUGAAACUACUAAACCAUAGGUCAGAAAUUUAGCAGGAAACAAAUACAGCAGAAAUUGCACUUUUGAAUGAAGAUUAUAGAGAUGGGCAGUAUUUUUGGGUUUUUUUCCAUCAAAUUGCAAUGCCACAGUCAUUAACAGAACAGUUUGUGUUCAUUCCUACCUAUCUGCAACUCACCUGACUCAUGAUUCUUCAGAUCUCUUCUACGUGACUCUGGCAACAAUGCAAUUUCCAAGUUAUAGAUCUAUAUCCUGUCAUCACCCUCACCCCCUUUUCUGGUUUUUUUAUGUGUCAAUUGAGUAACACAAAACAAACCCAGAUGUUGUUGGCAUGUUAAACUGGCUUACGACUGGAACAGUUGGGCAUGGCAUGGAUGAGGGAGACUCCUAGGAGGACUAGUAGCUCAGAAAAACUUGCACUUUACUAUGUGCUGCAUUUUUCUAAAGAAAGCCCAUUAAAAGUGGGUCCAUGUUUUAUAUGUAAUAUGAAGGGAAUAUUAUGAACACUUCCAUUUUAAACCAAUUCUGUGUUGUCAGAUUAGAUCUGUAUUUAAAUUUUGCUUUCUGUUACCUUGAAGCCCAUUGUCUUAGAGACAGGUGAAUGCUUUUUCACCAUUUUUUGUUUUGUCCAGGAGCUCUGCCUAACUCAUUCCUGUAACUUAUUACCAAAGAAGUUACCAUAAUUCUUUCUAUUUAAUAUAUCUUUUAAAGACUUUUCUAUCAGGUCAGCAGCUUAUAGCAAUGCAAGGUUUAUGUCAAUACGAAAAGAAAAUCUUGACCUUUGGGAGCUGUUUGGCUUUUCAAGAAAAGUGAGGAUCUGUUCAUGGCUUGUUCCUUUCCUUUGUUUUACUCUUGUAUUAACUGAUGAAACUUGGCACAGAAAUGAGUUGAUAUUUGUAAUUAUCCUUGCUGCUGGUAAUUACCGUUUGUACUAAAAAUAACAUCCAUUUAACAAGAAAAGCGGAUAAGGGAAAUAAAAAGUUUCUAAGAAAGGGAGCAAAAUUUGUGGAGGAUGCAUUAAACUUGCUUAUCAUCACAUUUGACAGCUACUGUGAUUAUUGUGUGAUCUGAUUGCUGAGUUUGCAUUUUCUAUGUAUGGAGGGGACUUCCCCAUACUUUGUCAUGUGACCUAAUAGCUGGUAGCAUCUAAAAUUAAAGGACUAGAGGCAAAAAGGCAAAGUUAAAAAAAAUUGUAAUGCAUUAAAAUCAACAAGUGUUAAACAGAAUUAAUGUCAUAUUGGGUGUUUGAGUCAUGAUUUUUGAGAUCUCAGACUGGCAGCAUUGCCUUGUAUCAUACAAUAUAAAAUGUCUAAAAUGCAUUUGAUUAAUGACAAGAAACAUUGGGCUGAGUAGUGCCUUAUCUAAAAUGUUAUUCAGCAAAAUUCCCAUAUCAAGAAGGUAAAUUUCAGAAUUUUACUGUCGUCUCCAGGAAAAAACACCAGAGAAUCCAGGGCAUUUCUUAAAUAUAUGAAGCAAAAUCAUUGCACAAGUAAACAGUUCCUUUUUAAAAAUCUCUAAUACACAUCUGCAAACACAAUGUAAGCAGUUGAGUGAUCCUCUGACUCCAUGUUUCCAAGUGCAGUAGAGCUGUCCCUGCUUACUUCUGUAUGAAACAAUUAGGUUUAGUUCUGAGAUUUUUGUAAAGUGUAUAUUAAGAAGUGGAAGAAAAUUGUCUUAAUGUUACUUCUGUGUAUUUCUGCACAAAGACAUUCAUCAUUUACAAUCCUUAAUAUAUUCUAUAGAGUCAUUCUUGGUAAACUAUGAAAUUUUGUUAAUUUUCUUCCCCAUAACUUCAGAUGUGUUAAUGAAUGCAAAGCAUACAUGAACUUUCUGCAAUAUAACUAAGACAGCUGUUGUUUUUAAUAACUGAUAUUGAGGGAUUUCUGUUCCUCCAUUUCCAUCCUGAACGGUAAAAAGAAUGUAUUAGGCAACCUACUGUUUCCUUUCAUGCACAGCAAUGAUCCCCAAACUAUUUAGCUCAAUGGAUCAGAUAGCCUGCUUUUAUAGCUCUCUCAUUUAUGGAUUUAUAGACAUUCCUUGGCUUGAUUUUGGAGGGCAGUUUGAGAAGAACUCAUUGAGCACUUCCUUUCUUUGUGUAUCCUUUCGCAAAGUAAAAAACUUGCUAUGGACUAAGGUCAAGAUGAUGGAGCAGCUCAGGCCUUUAGGGGUUAAAACACUGUUUUCAAAUUGCACAGCAAAGAAGGAAAAAACAAAUAAAUAAAUCCAGGGAAAUAGUUUUGGUAGAAACAGAAACCCCCAGCUCUGCUUCCAGGUUCGCAGAUUUGACAGUUUCUGAUUUUGGUGCAGUGUAAGUUUGGGGUUACGAAACAGUGAAAUUUGUUUAGGGUACUACUCUUGAUAGCAUAAAGUGCCCUUUAGACUGGGCAGAACUGGACACCAUUAAUCAUUGCAUUCCCACCUUAAUCUCUGCUCUCUGAUGUUUUAUGUGUUAGUUUUCCAGCACUGACAUUUUUAGAUUAUUUUUGAAAUACAGAUCCAGCAAAGUAUUUAGGUUCUUUACACAGACCUUAGAAAACUGGAUGCAUGGAAGGAAGUGUGAAAACAGCCAGAAUUUUGAAAAGAAAACAUCCUAGAGAUCUGUUCUUCCACCAUCAAGUUUCUGGAGGAUCUGAGGCAUAGGAUUCCUGCCUUGGCACCCAAAGAAGGUGGUGGUUGCAAACACAGUCAUAUUAUUUGGCACUUUAGUGUUGAAGCCAAGUCACUGUAGAGAAAGGAACCCAAAUUCGUGGGGCCAGAUUUACAGCCAGGGACAGUUUUGGGUUGCACAAAGGUCCAGUGCUGGUCUCAAAAAAUAAAGCCUCCAAAACCAACCUAACAAAGACAAAGCCCCUUUCCAAACUCUCUACUUAAUCUCAGUUGUUGACAGUCUUGUAUAGGUUUUCUGUGUGGUCGCUCAUAUCUAGAAGUCCUUACUCAGUGUCUCAUUUUCUCUUUAUUAAAAGAAUUUCUGAAGAACAGUAAAACAGUCUGUUCUGACAAGCUUUUAAAUGAUAAAUCAUGCCUAAAAGCUGUAGUUAAAAAAUUUUCCCAUAAACAUUGUGGCCUACUUCUCUAGCUAUUCCUUGACUGUCAACAGAACUUUCUUCCCACUUGCACUCUGGAGUCAGACCACAGCCUGGUAAGGGUAGUGUUCUUCAGAAAUGUACAGCUCCAUCCGCUCAGCAUACUCCUAAUUAAUGUCCUUGCAUCUGCUUUUGUGUAAAAUCUCUUCUGUUGUCCCUCUAGAUGAUCAGCUUGGCAGGGAGGAAAUUUUCAGCAUAUCUUAUUUUGUUCAAUACAACUUUUUGUUGUAUAUUAAUUCAUAUGGAGGGGGCAAGUUGAAGAGGAGUGCAAAAUUUGGCCCAGGGUGCAUAUGUAAUAGAGAGGAGUUAUGGAAUACAGCUUAACCAUGCAACUGAAUUCAUCUUCCAAGGGCUAGAGUUAGAUGGUGCUAUUCAAAGGAGUGAAGUUUAAACUGAAGGGAGUUUUUUUGGUUGAGUGUGUUUUCAUCCAUGGAUUAUGCCUACUACAAAUAAAAUUCACCAUAUUCACUAACUCAUCCUUUCUAUUUUCUAGCUGCUGGUGGGUGCAACUUACUGCAGGAUCUGUGGGUUCGUAAGAAACUGCACAUGUUAUCUGGCUUAUCUGUUGAAACUUAGUAAAUGUUGUAAGUUAUCACCAAAUGUAUUAUUGUACUGCUCAGUUUUUAGGUACUGUUCUUGCUGCAGCUAUUGAAAGCAAUAAGAGAAGUUUGAUGUAUGUUAAAAAAUGCAGUGGUUUGGUUUUUAUAUAAAUUGUGGAUUUGUUAUUUUUGCUGUAUAAAAUAAAACUGUAUUAGAUCUUGUGAGAAAGUUUGGGAGGUUGAUCCACAGGAGGUGAUGAGAUCCUUCUGCUCCACACCUUUGAGAUGGUUGGUAUCCCUGACAAUCAGGCAAUCUUGUAUUUAUGUUACUGGUAUUUUAUUAGUUCCAGUACUGGAAAAACAUACCACAUGUAUGAGGUAUUACAAUAAGCAGAGCUGCUAAAUGCUUGAAUUUAUUGUUUGUUUUGAUAGGGCAUUAGUGAUUUCAGAAUGAAGAAAGGUAUCUUGUAUGUUAGAAUUACUGCUGUCUUUCAGAUUUUUGAGCAGAUUUUCCGUACUCAGGAUCAUUCCUGUUUUCUGCUUCACUUAGUCCAAAAAUUUGUAAUAAUGUUGGAGCAGCUCGAUGCACAAUUAGUUUCUUGUGUGUGUGUCUGUAACCGAUUUAGAUGGAUGUUAAUAAAUCAUACUUGCA